AUGCUUGCUGCUGAAUUCCGCAAACUAUACUGCCUAUCAGAGCCCAUCGAAGUCAGUCCACAUAUACGCACAUAUGACGCCGUAAGAAUAGACGGACCCGGGACUUUUACGUACUUAGAGCUUUGUUACGCUAAAGCCUUUCAAAUCUCAGUGCUACCAACUCUCGAUGCACUGGAGGAUUUUCAAAGAUUGAGGCAUCCUAGUAUUGUUCCGAUUUUAGAGAUAGUCUAUGAUCCUUCUUCAGGGAUCGUGGGGAUUCUAGUGGAGCAGAUCACUGAUAUGACUCUGCGAGACUUAAUGGACGAUUUUAUAAGGCACAAACUGUCUCUCCCAGAAGAGCAGGUGUGGGACAUUGUUGCUCAGGUCGUCAAGGCUAUGCAAUACUGUCAUUUGGCGUAUAAGCCCGGAUCUCAAAAUCUACGGCGUGUCAUCCAUCGGUGCCUUCAUCCUAACAAUAUCUUUGUUAGUGCGAGCGGCACUGUGCGUGUAGGAUUUCCUGAACUCAGCUUCCUCUUGGGUUGCAUUAAAGCAUCUGAUUUGUCACCUGGUAUACAACGCUAUUUAGCGCCAGAGGUUAUUGCUGAACAAACUGUCUCUGAUAAGUCCGACGUGUGGUCGAUGGGCGUGAUCUUCUAUGAGCUUUGUACUCUGACUCCCCUACUUCCACUUCUUCAAGGCAAUGAACUUAUUGACAAUAUUAAUAUUCUUCGCACGCAUAUUUCAGUGCCCGGAUACUCCUUUGAUAUGUGCGAUGUUAUCAAUGGGAUGCUGUCCAGAGAACCCCUCCACCGCUUUUCUACAUAUGAGCUACUCCAUCAUGAACGGAUUCAAUCAGCUUUGUUGAGACGUGGCCCUGUAGUCGCACAGACUCUACAUCAGACUAUAGAGCCGGACAAAUCUGCCCUUGGGCUCACCGCUUACUCACUGUCCGAGGAUGCCCCCAAGUCUAGCUCCGACAGUGUGGAAAAGAAAAAGGCGCAUAUCAAUAGGCUACAAAAUAGCAGAUACAAGCCCGAGAAGUUUGACGCGGCAACACGUUUGUAUUAUGGUGUAACCGACUCUGGGGAUGAUAUCGAUUUGUCCUACAGGGGAACAGAUUCAGUAGUCACAGGAAAGCCAUAUUCACAGAUUAAUUUCGAACUUAAGCAUGGAGACACUAUGGAUAAAUACAAUAAAGUGCACACCAAUGAUUCUUCACAGACAAGAAUGGAACACAAUCCUUUUUCUGACUCAUCUAUUCAAACCACGCUACCAAGGGAUGGGACUAAAGAAAUCGCCCCUCAAUGUUGCACUUCUAGAUCUAAAUCCAGGUCAGGCUCUAGAGCAUCAGGCCGAUCUAAGUCGCGGAAGUCAGAGUCUCGCUCGCUGCGCAAAUCCAAUGCCAAAGCGGCUAGUGCAUCGUCUGCAAAAGACCAGGCUCCUCCGGCUGAGCUUGAAAAUAUGAUAGAUCAGUAUGUUAGAUCCACUCGGACCGAGAUACCACGGUCUAUUACUACAGACUCCAGCACUAUUGCUAAUACAAUGACAUCGGUGCUAGCCCAGAGCUUAACUGAAAAUGCUAAAGAUGAGAGCUUCCCGCUUCCCCCCACGAUAACGAAUUCAAGUUAUAAGCCGGCCGCAAAGCUGGACUCUAACCUUAAUCUCUGGGUUGAUGACAUAGUCGUGAACGUGCUCCAGAAAAAACACGGAUACUAUACUAUGGAUGAUAUCAAAAACCGGCUCUUUGAAAUUGUUCCUGGAAUGCAGUUGGAGCCAGGUGUGAGUGUCCAUUCUCCCUCCGACCUAAUUGCCAUACAGAUCCUUGCGGAAGAAGUAGAGCGUCGACUCGAGCCUUAUAGAAGCCUGUUCCCGUCAGUGAAUCCAUCAGGGCAGCCAGUAACUGCUAGCUCAACUGCCAGGAGCAUUAGUGAUAUGGUGGAAAAUGAGAGCCAGCUGCCUCAAGAACUCCAAGCAGACAGGCGGGUUUUAAAAUCCUCUCAUCCAAAGGGCAGAAGUUCCAGUCAUCUGGCCCCGCAUGAGCGGAUUAGGCAGAACAUGUCUACACUGGGAACAGCGCACGCCGUUUCAACUCUUUUCCGUAAGGAUACGAGUGCCUCUAUGGAGGACGGUAACUCGUUGCAGAAUACCUCAAUGACUGAGUCCAGCCGGCCAAAGAUGACUACGCUGGAUGACUACAAUGAGCAGAAGAGUAUUUGCAAUGCUAUAAAUGCAGAUGGUUGGAGAGAAACCUGGUCUAACACGACGUAUUCACAACACGUUGUUCCACGCUCUGCAGAGGUAGAGUCUCUCGAGUACACUAGCCGUCCAAUUGAGUACACAAAUUUGAUGAAAGCAGCUACACUGGGUGAUAUCGAUAAGGUGAAGCUCCUUAUCUCUCUCGAGGCCAAUAUAACUACGCGCCAUGGCGUGACUGCACUAAUGUUUGCUGCGGCUGCUGGUCAUCUGAGUGUCGUGGAAACCCUUCUCCCGUAUGAGGCAAAAGGCGUCGACAUGGAUGGUCUUCCUGCUCUGUCGUAUGCGGUCAAAGGAGGCCAUGCUGAGAUUAGCAGGGUCUUGGCGCCCAUAGAAGCAUGCAUCAUUGCCAAGAACGGACUCUCGCCGCUCAUGAUAGCGUGCGAUUACAAUCAGGUAGCAAUAGCGUCCAUUCUCAAAGAAUACGGUGGACGGCUUUGCACAUCGUCUGGAACGACAGCUCUGAUGCGCGCCGCCCAGCGGAAUAGCUACCCGCUCUGUAAAACCCUCUUUGAUGUCGAGGCUGCCAUGCAAAACAACGCUGGAGAGACAGCCAUGCUUAUUGCUGCGAAGCAGAACUAUGUACAGAUAGUUGAGCUUCUUGCAAACAGAGAAAAUAGAAUACCGAAUGCGCAGGGUACAACUGCUCUGAUGAUCGCAGCCUCAAAGAACUUCGUGGAGAUUGUUCGGCUGCUUUAUCGGAUGGAGAGCGAAAUGAAAGACAUCUACAAUGAAACGGCACUGAUGAAGGCAGCUAAGGCGGGCGCCUUGGAUGCCGCAGCCCUCCUGUUGGAGGCAGAGGCAGGAAUGGCACGCGAAGAUGGCAAGACAGCAAUGAUGUGUGCAGCAGAAAUGGAUCGCAUGGAAAUGGUAGAUCUGUUACUCAAAAAGGAGUGCAACAGAGCGAUGAAGGACGGAACCACUGCCCUAAUGCUGGCUGCUCAGAAGGGGCACAGGCGCAUUAUUCAACUUUUGGCACGGUUCGAGGCGAAGAGGCAGCGGGUCUCCGGUGAAACAGCUCUUAUGCUUGCGAUACGUCACCAAAACGUUGACGCUAUAGAGGACUUGAUAAAUUAUGAAGGCGAUAUCGACAUGUACAACGGAACUACCGUAGAAGAGAUUGCCAGGCUGACGGGGAAUCCCACUGUCAUCUGGGCUGUUGCUAGUAGGUUUUCUUAG
This is a messenger RNA of Giardia duodenalis, 3411 nucleotides long. RefSeq names its product Kinase, NEK. The transcript has a single exon. NCBI's taxonomy places the organism in Eukaryota, Fornicata, Diplomonadida, Hexamitidae. Gene Ontology annotation, molecular function: ATP binding; protein binding; protein kinase activity. Gene Ontology annotation, biological process: protein phosphorylation. The record is from RefSeq and is a predicted model, not a curated record. The coding region runs from base 1 to 3411 and encodes 1136 amino acids.